AUGACUCUCAUCCCUUUCCAUGUUCUUAGGCUAGCAAUCCUAUUUGCAUACUUCUCCAUCAUCUGCAAGUAUAAAACCAUCAAUAUGCCCACUCGCCAAAGUAAUGGGGGCAGCUGA
Polypterus senegalus (gray bichir) is the source of this 117-nucleotide messenger RNA. RefSeq names its product androgen-induced gene 1 protein-like. The coding region runs from base 1 to 117 and encodes 38 amino acids. NCBI's taxonomy places the organism in Eukaryota, Metazoa, Chordata, Cladistia, Polypteriformes, Polypteridae. The record is from RefSeq and is a predicted model, not a curated record. The transcript has a single exon.